UAUUUUGCAAACUGUUCGUUUUGAACAAGGUUACACAAAAACACAUACUUUUUCAAAUAGAAGUGAUUCUGUCUAAUACUUUAGAAAUGGCAUUGUUACUUGAAAACUAUUAUUCACACGAUUUUUUCAAAACAAUCCCAGAAUUGGGUUCGGCUAUCGAUAACUUUGUCGAGAGGAAAAUUUACCUGCUGAUAGACCAACUUGGCCCAAUCUUCCACAAGCACGGUGUUAACCGAGACUAUGGAUUAAUUCUAUGCCAUCGACACUUUGAUAUCGAACAUAAUGAAAUCCUCGUGGAAGUGUUGAAAAAGGACCACCGCGUUAGUGUUGCUACGCCAUGGAAACUUAAUGGGGGCAAAGUUAUACCUAGUGAGGACGAGACACUCGACGUCGUUCGCGAGGAUGCUGACGUGCCUUACGUCAUCCCACAAACAUGGGGAUUUGAUGACAAUGCAGAACUAAAGGCUUAUGAAUUCCUCGCCUCCAGAAUGGAAUUAGGCACACAAAAGCCUCCUCCAGAGUUCGUCGCUGAAUUAUACGAAAAGCUGAAGCAACUUGGGUGCGAGAAGAUUUUCGGGCUGCGUUUUAUCGGCAACAUGAUUGGCCGUGUCUCUUGCGAAAUAACUCCAAAAGGUAAACGUGCCAGUAUUUUGAGUUUUGAUGGCAAGGAUAUGGACAAGACAAAAAUGUUUCAAGUUGUGUUCAUGUUUUGCAAAGAAGAUGGCAUGGGCUUGUGUGAAGAUUGCUCCAGUUCUUGCACUGGAGAUACAGUUUGUAUAAAAAGAUAUUAAACGAGAAUAAAUAAAAAUUCUAU
Molecule: messenger RNA, 814 nt
Organism: Bradysia coprophila
Lineage: Eukaryota; Metazoa; Arthropoda; Insecta; Diptera; Sciaridae
Source: RefSeq, a predicted model, not a curated record